AAAAACCACUUAAACCACUUUUAAUGAGCAACUCGUGCUUUUGCUACGCAAUUCUCGCAUCCAUCCAUUAUCGUCAACAAUACUUCAAUUCAAACCGGUGCUUCUGAUGUUUUAAUUGUUCCCCUUCACUAUUUUCCAUCGACUCUGUCCUCGAAAGACAUAGUCAUGGCUACUAAAUUCCUACCCCAGAAGCGCGCCCUUGGAGAUGCUUCGGGUCGCAGAAAUUUCCAUUCGAAUCCUAACGUGAAAAAGCCCCGUCUCGAGCCACUCUCCUCCUCACCGGCCUCGCGCCUAAACAGCUCUCAACAAGGUCCCGGUUCAAAGUUAUCAUCAACCCAGCCGAAGAGUGCCUUCGAGUCAGAAGUCCUCGAGAAACUAAGCCAAGAUAUUUCAGAGCUCAAGCAAACCAAUUCGGAGAAGGAUCAAGCAUGGGAACGUCCUCCCGUUGUGAAUUUCGACCCCGCUCGAGAUAACCUCACCUUCCAACAAAUAGAGGCUGAAGAAGGUUUUCUUCAUACCGGAAAGACUACUGUCAAACUCUUCGGUGUGACCGAGAAUGGCCACUCUGUGAUGAUGCACGUCACCGACUUCAAGCACUACCUUUACGUCGCUGCUCCCGUCUCCUUCACCCCCCAGGAUUGCGAACCCUUCAAAGCCUACCUCGAGACUCAAUUAGCCCAAUACCAAUCUGUUAUACACUCUUGUCAAAUUGUCUUGCGAGAGAAUAUCUACGGCUUUCAAGGCAAUACACAAAGCCCCUACAUCAAGGUUACGGUUACAGAUCCGAAGCAUAUCGCAAGAGUGCGGUCGGCCUUCGAAAAGAAUGAAGUAAAUUGGAAGGGGAUGUGGAAAGGGGUCGAAGGGGGUAUAAUGACAUUUGAUAAUCUACAAUACGUUCUGCGGUUCAUGGUUGACUGCAAGAUUCCCGGUAUGUCGUGGGUAGAGGCACCCGCCAAGUCGUAUCGUUUAAUACCAGAUAACCAGCGGCAAUCAAGCUGUCAGAUUGAAGCCGAGAUCAGCUACCGAGAGCUGAUUUCCCACGAACCGAAAGGUGAAUGGUCUAAGAUGGCCCCCUUACGUAUUCUUUCCUUCGAUAUCGAAUGCGCCGGUCGAAAAGGCAUCUUCCCGGAGGCAAAUCAAGACCCAGUAAUUCAAAUUGCGAACGUCGUGACUCGUUAUGGAGAGAGCAAACCCUUCGUUCGGAACGUGUUCUGCUUAGACCGGACGAGUCCCAUUGUAGCAACCCAAAUCCUCGAUUUCGAGAGAGAAUCCGACAUGCUGAUGGCUUGGAAGCGGUUCCUUGACAAAGUUGACCCUGAUUUGAUUACUGGUUACAACAUUGCCAACUUCGAUUUCCCCUAUUUACUUGAUCGUGCCGAGCACCUGAAGCUCCAGGGUUUUGAUUACUGGACUCGUCUACACAGCGUGAAAACCUUCUCCAAAAAGACGAAUUUUUCGAGUAAACAAAUGGGAAAUCGGGACACAAAGACCACAAACACCAAUGGCCGAUUACAACUUGAUCUCCUGCAAUUGAUUCAGCGAGAUCAUCAUCUUAGGAGUUAUACACUGAAUUCGGUGUGCUCUCACUUUCUCGGGGAGCAAAAAGAAGAUGUCCACUACACGAUGAUUACCGAACUAUUCAACGGUACACCGGAGUCCAGGCGUCGUCUAGCACUAUACUGUUUAAAGGAUGCCUACUUACCUCAGCGACUGAUGGAUAAACUCUCCUGUCUUGCGAAUUAUACAGAAAUGGCGAGAGUCACAGGAGUUCCGUUCAACUUCCUUCUCUCGCGUGGACAACAAGUCAAGUUCAUGAGCCAAUUGUUCCGGAAGGCUCUGGAGCAGAAGCUUGUAAUCCCAAACAUGAGAUCAGAAAGCUCGGACGAUCAGUAUGAAGGCGCUACGGUUAUCGAACCUACUCGAGGUUACUACGACGUGCCUAUCGCAACUCUCGAUUUUGCAUCGCUAUAUCCCAGUAUUAUGCAAGCGCAUAAUCUUUGCUAUACAACUCUCGUGAACAAGAGGGCGAUAGAAAAGUUUAACCUCAAGAAAGAUGAGGACUAUAUUGUCACACCCAACGGUGAUAUGUUCGUCACUGUCAAGCAGCGAAAAGGCCUUCUUGCCCAGAUUCUCGAGGAGCUUCUUUCAGCAAGAAAGCAAGCCAAAAAAGAACUAGCCGUUGAGACUGACCCUUUCAAAAAGGCCGUUUUGAACGGUCGUCAGCUCGCGCUGAAGGUCAGCGCCAACAGUGUUUACGGUCUUACAGGUGCCACCACGGGCAAGCUCCCAUGUCUGGAGAUCGCCAGUAGUACCACAAGUUUCGGUCGACAGAUGAUUGAGAAGACUAAAAUGGAAGUGGAAAAGAAGUAUAAUAUCGCAAACGGAUAUACUCAUGACGCCCAAGUCAUCUAUGGCGAUACCGAUUCCGUCAUGGUUAAAUUUGGGACGAAAGAUUUAGCGGAGGCGAUGAGACUCGGCGAGGAGGCAGCGAAUUAUGUGUCAUCAAAAUUCGUCAAGCCUAUCAAGCUAGAGUUCGAGAAGGUCUACUUCCCAUACUUGCUCAUCAACAAGAAGCGAUAUGCGGGUCUCUUUUGGACGAGACCUGAUAAAUUCGACAAGAUGGAUACCAAAGGUAUCGAGACUGUCAGGCGAGAUAACUGUCUGCUGGUACAGACCGUUAUCGAGAAGGUCUUGAGGAUGAUCCUGAUUGAUCAGGACGUCCAGGGAGCUCAAGACUACGUCAAGGAUACAAUCGCGGAUCUGUUACAGAACAAGAUAGAUAUGUCCAAGCUUGUGAUUACGAAGGCGCUCACCAAAGAAAGCUAUGAUGCGAAGCAAGCUCACGUCGAACUUGCUCAGCGUAUGAAGAAGCGAGAUGCUGGUUCCGCACCUGGGUUGGGUGAUCGAGUAGCAUACGUUAUGGUGAAAGGUGCAAGUGGAGCGAAGAAUUUCGAGAAGUCGGAAGACCCAAUCUUCGUUCUAGAGAACAACGUCCCCAUCGAUACAAGAUAUUACCUCGACAACCAGUUAGCCAAGCCCCUGGGACGUAUAUUCGAUCCUAUUCUGGGAGAGACAAAAUCAAAGUCGCUCCUUACUGGUGACCAUACCCGUUCCGUCUCAGUUGCGGCGCCAACAGUAGGCGGCCUCAUGAAAUUUGCAAAGAAGACCAUGACAUGCAUGGGUUGCAAGAAACCGCUCGUGAGCAAGGAGGAAAGUGGCGGCGCUGCCUGCUCAGACUGCGCGCCUCGCGUGGGUGAAUUAUACAAGAAGACACUGGACAAGGUAUCUGACCUAGAAGUCCGGUUUGGGAGACUGUGGACGCAAUGCCAGCGAUGCCAAGGCAGUAUGCAUGGUGAGGUGAUCUGCAGCAGCAAGGACUGUCCUAUCUUCUACAUGCGCAUGAAGGCGAAGAAGGAUGUGGAGGACGCGAGCAAGGAGCUGAAGCGGUUUGAUUUCGACCAAUCGGCUAUAUGGUAAUGAUAAAAUAGGUACUAGAAUCAAGUGCAUCCGUGGUAUGGGAAGAAGUUGGGCGUUAUGAGAGAUGUACGACGAUGGUAUGGAGUCCGGGUUUGGUGGUUUAUACUUUACGAAUGGCUAAGCGAUACACAUAUAUAAUAAGGGUUCGCAGCCUCGAGCACCGUGGGACAAGAUACCAUAUACACAUAUCGACGUUGCAGUUCUAAUAGAGUUGUGCUAUUCACGAGAGCUUGGUAGCAUACCCAGGUACCUAAUGAUCAUAGCAAGAGCACUACGUAAUCGAAUGAUGGUGGGUUAGGUUGCGCACUUACAUGGAUGUCUGGUAGAGAGGACUUGAUUUCCCCUAAGUUGAGGUCUGUUCGUUCCACGUAAGUAGACUAGCUAAUGAUGAAAGGCUUGACUUGAUCUAUUACUAUUUCUAUGCCAUGGUUCUAUUUUCUUGCUUCCUGCUUAAUAUGUAGCAUGUAGGAUAUAGCCAUUCUAUUAUUCGAGACAAUAAUUAGGUAGUUAGUUCUAAUUUACUUGAAAUUACUAAAUGAUGAUAUACUUCCAUUUGUACCUAGGCGUGAUCGCAUGCCAUUAUAGGUACUAGUCGCAUUACAUAAGUUAUACACCGAAAAGUAAACCGUAUAACUCCCAAGACUUGCCGUCAAGGUGCUUUGUCAUAAGUAUUAGUUAGGUUAAUCGCAUACUACUAUAGUAUGGA
Daldinia caldariorum is the source of this 4183-nucleotide messenger RNA. Its product is annotated as DNA polymerase family B-domain-containing protein. Gene Ontology annotation, molecular function: DNA binding; nucleotide binding; DNA-directed DNA polymerase activity. Bases 166 to 3477 code for a protein of 1103 amino acids. The transcript is spliced from 3 exons. The record is from RefSeq and is a predicted model, not a curated record. Lineage: Eukaryota; Fungi; Ascomycota; Sordariomycetes; Xylariales; Hypoxylaceae. Gene Ontology annotation, cellular component: delta DNA polymerase complex. Gene Ontology annotation, biological process: DNA replication proofreading; base-excision repair, gap-filling; nucleotide-excision repair, DNA gap filling.